UAACAAACCGAAUGCGGAAGUUAAGCGGAACUGACGUAAUCGUCGUCUCAUCUUGAACCAUGCUUGAAUGGAGGUGACCUUAGUUAUUAUCAAAUUGUAAAGUAAAGAAACCUGGAGACAGCUUUGCCGUAGACAGCGCAGUAUACCGUGUCAGUCCGGUCUAGAUACUAAACUUGUCUUGAAUAUUAGCGAAGACUGCGGAGUGAGCAGGACGAACAGAGAUGGCCGAGGCACAUCAGGCACGCAUGCAGACUGUGGUGGAAGAAAUGGUCCAAAGCCUAGAGAGGGACCACAUCCGUAAAAUGCAGGGUCGCAUGUUCAGCUGCAGUGCAGAGUGCUGUGAUCGCUCCACAGACUCCAUGUCUCAGGUGCAUCAGUGUAUCGAGAGGUGUCACACUCCUCUGGCCAGAGCUCAGGGACUGGUCACUUCAGAGCUGGAGAAGUUUCAGGACCGUCUGACCAGAUGCACGAUGCACUGCAACGAUAAGGCGAAGGAUCUCUUUGACUCCGGCGCCAAGGAGCCAGCUGUUCGAUCACUGAUGGAAGGCUGUGUGGGCAGCUGUGUGGACGACCACGUUAACCUGAUCCCCAGCAUGACCCGAAGACUCAAAGAGAAUUUGGACUCUAUACAGCAGUGAGGAGCAGGACGGGUUGCUGUAUUACGUCCUGGAGAGAGACAGCCGGAGUACAUUACACACACAUACAGCACUCAGCCAGUUUGACCAGUAACGACUGAAGAAUUAGAGGGCUGGAACACCAUGAAAGGGUGGGGAGAGUGAAGUUUAAAAUGGAUUAUGUGAUGCAAGAGUUUUGAAGUUUUAGAGUCUGUGACUCUGAAUGUUGGUGUUGUGGAAAUUUAAAACUGCUCACUAUGACAUUUGUUAUUGUACUAUGUGUAAUCUACAAACAGUAACCUCCCCGGAGACUGGGAGCUGACGACGAGAAAUAAAUCAAGCGAUGCAUCUGGUGUCGUGUCAUUGCACGUGGCCAAGAUACCAGCUUAAAAAUGCUUUUAAAGAGACCUGUUAAGUGAAUUUUUAUUACACCAUCAUGAUUCACUUGUGCAUCUAUUCAUGCAUAAAGAUUUGAAUGUCCUCAACUCUUCUCAGCCAUAUUUCAUUUCUGAAGUUUCUCUCCAGUAUGAGCCCUCUCAUCCCUCAUUUCUUUUUUUGUCAUUUUAUUGUUGUUGAGUUGUUCUGUGAUUGUCUGACCUUCAUGGUGAGAUACGUUUAUAUAUCUGGAUUAAAAGUACUGUAGAUGUA
This is a messenger RNA of Siniperca chuatsi (mandarin fish), 1262 nucleotides long. It is a transcript of the gene timcc, whose product is annotated as family with sequence similarity 136 member A. The record is from RefSeq and is a predicted model, not a curated record. Gene Ontology annotation, cellular component: cytoplasm. The transcript has 3 exons. The coding region runs from base 222 to 638 and encodes 138 amino acids. NCBI's taxonomy places the organism in Eukaryota, Metazoa, Chordata, Actinopteri, Centrarchiformes, Sinipercidae.